CUCAAAGUCAAUUGUUGAUAAACGAACAUUUCUUGAUUUUAUGUUUUAGUGUUAUUCCUUACGUUUAAGUAUUUGGAUACUAAAUAAAAUGAAGGCAGACGUUCAGCCCUCACCCGAUAAACCCAAAAUACCUCUACCUACCCUCUCUCAAAUAAAUGCAGAUAGAAUAACGUUGCUCGCAAAUCAGUACUGGUCACCGCAAACUAAAGAUAAUCACUUACCUUACGAUGCCGCUAUCGUGGAAUCUAUAUACCAAGCUGAGAUACUCGGCUCCAAUUUCGCCAUACGACGUAUUAUGAUGUUAGAAUUUUCUCAGUACCUAGAGAACUACUUGUGGCCUCACUAUGAGGCGGAGAAGGCGUCACACGCGCACAUGAUGUCAAUCAUCGUCAUGAUUAAUGAAAAGUUUCGUGAAAGAGUGCCAGCGUGGCAGGCAUUUUUAAAGAAACCAGAUCAUUUUCCUGGAUUUUUCGAGCAAGUGUUAAGAGCAAGUAUCGUAGAGGAAUUCAGUAACAUGCGAGAGCAGACUGCACUGUUACUGUUUCUGAAUCACUGCUUCGGUAGUAUGGAAGUACAACUCUGUCGCGACCAAGUGAAGCGACUUGUAUCACUUAGCAUGUGGAUCAGUUUACAAGAAGGCAGAAGAAAUCAAGAGUUCAAAGCCGUGCCAAAAUGGCGUAAAUACUGGCGGGCGAUACAAAAGAAAGAUAAACCCGAACAAUUAGAGAAAUUAAACUGGGAGAGACGUUAUUUACAACGUUUAAUGAUCAAGUUUAUUAGAAUUUUGGAAAGCAUCCCCGAGGAAGGCGAUGUUGACUCACAUUCAAUCAGAUACUGCGAGCGGUUCCUGGAGCUAAUGAUAGACCUGGAAGCUCUGCUGCCGACCAGGCGGUUUUUCAACACUGUGAUGGAUGAUUGCCAUCUUGUAGUUCGCUGCCAUUUAUCAUCCCUCGCCAGGAGACCGGAGGGUCAGCUGUUCUCACAACUUCUACAGAUGCUCAAGUUUUAUGCUCGAUUCGAGAUCAGCGAUGAGACCGGCGACCCCAUGACAGAUCACGAUAUGACGCUGCAGCAUUACUCCAGAAUCACUUCUCUGCAGAAAGCCGCAUUUUCCAAAUUUCCCGACUUGAGACUCUUUUCACUGGCAAAUGUUGCCAGUGUUGACACGAGAGAAUCACUUAACAAACAUUUUGGAAACCUCAGCGAUAAAGCUCUUCGUGCGAUUGCCACGUACCUGAACCUCGUGCCGCCUGAAGGGAGAGAAGAAGAGGCUCCAUGGCACCGACUGGAUAAAGAGUUUUUAAAGGAGUUACUGAUAUCUCGCCACGAACGUCGAAUAUCUCAAUUAGAAGAAUUAAACUUAAUGCCACUGUAUCCGACCGAAGAAAUAAUUUGGGAUGAAAACGUGGUGCCUACGGAGAUAUACAGCGGCGAAAACUGUCUCGCCUUACCGAAAUUGAACCUACAGUUCUUGACUCUACACGAUUAUUUACUGAGAAAUUUUAAUCUGUUUCGACUGGAAAGUACAUAUGAAAUACGGCAGGAUAUCGAAGAUGCUGUAUAUCGACUUGCGCCAUGGUUAGCAGAAGACGGCAGCGUGUAUUUCGGAGGAUGGGCUCGUAUGGCCCAUCCCAUUCAUAGCUUCGCUGUUGUCGAGGUUGCGAAACCGAACAUAGGAGAGAAAGCUCCUUCAAGAGUGAGAGCUGACGUCACCGUAACACUGAGCGUCCGGAACGAAAUUAAACACGAAUGGGAGUGCUUGAGGAAACAUGACGUCUGCUUCCUAUUAACCGUUCGACCGACGCAAGGCAUAGGAACGAAAUAUGACUAUAAGAGAAGUAUGGUGGAUCAAGCAGGGAUAGUGUAUGUGAGAGGUUGUGAAGUAGAAGGCAUGCUCGAUGCUUCGGGCAGGGUUAUCGAAGAAGGCCCCGAACCUAGGCCACAGUUAGACGGCGAUUCUAGAACAUUUAGGCUACUCUUGGAUCCAAACCAGUACAGAUUGGAUUUGGAUCAAGCCAGCAAAGGGAAAGAGGACGUCUAUGAAACAUUCAACAUCGUGAUGCGCCGGAAACCCAAAGAGAACAACUUCAAGGCAGUACUGGAGACGAUACGUGAACUGAUGAAUACGGAGUGUGUGGUGCCUGACUGGCUACAUGACAUUGUUCUUGGAUAUGGAGACCCUGGUCAAGCGCACUACACCAGGAUGCCCAACGAGAUUCCAACUCUAGACUUCAACGAUACAUUCCUGGACGUGGAACACUUACGCAACAGUUUUCCCGGACACGAGAUUCAAGUCGAAACUGACGAUCCCAGGAAACUAGUACGCCCGUUCAAGGUCACGUUCGAGAAUGUGGAGCGUAAACAGAAGCUAGGAGACAAAGCGAUGGACGAAGAUGACAAAAAGAAAGCGAUCGUAAUCAAACCCCACGUUCAACCGAAGCGGGGACCGUAUCUCUACAAUGAACCUAAGAAAAAUAACAUAAUGUUCACACCGACACAAGUUGAAGCUAUUCGGUCAGGAAUGCAACCAGGACUAACGCUAGUCGUCGGUCCACCGGGAACAGGUAAAACCGACGUAGCCGUACAGAUAAUAUCUAAUCUUUACCACAACUUCCCGUGGGAGCGCACGCUGGUGGUGACGCACAGUAACCAAGCUCUCAACCAACUGUUCGAGAAGGUUGCGGAACUUGAUGUGGAUGAGAGACAUCUUCUCCGUCUCGGUCAUGGAGAGGAAGCUCUGCAGACGGAUAAAGAUUUUUCAAGAUACGGUCGAGUGAACUACGUCCUAGCUAAACGCAUGGAACUGCUGGAGCAAGUAGGUCGCCUCCAAAACACGUUGAAUGUGACCGCCGACGCGAGCGCCACUUGCGAACUGGCGCACCACUUUUACGUUUACCACGUGAAACCUCGCUGGCAGUAUUUCAUACACCAGUGCAACAAGAAAGAGCAUCAAACGCCAGAUUUGGUACAAAAGAAUUUUCCGUUCCACGAUUUUUUCGAUGACGCGCCAAAGCCAUUGUUCCACGGGAAGUCAUUCAAAGAAGAUUUUGACGUAGCAGAGAGCUGUUUCCGGUAUUUAGAACACAUCUUCGAUGAAUUGGAAGAGUUCCGCGCCUUUGAACUGCUUCGAUCCGGACUGGAUCGGUCAAAAUAUUUAUUGGUUAAGGAAGCGAAGAUCAUCGCUAUGACUUGUACUCACGCUGCUUUAAAACGAUCUGAAUUAGUACAAAUGGGUUUCAAAUACGACAACAUUCUCAUGGAAGAAUCUGCUCAAAUCCUCGAAAUCGAAACGUUUAUCCCACUUCUGCUGCAAAACCCUCAAGACGGACGCUCUCGUCUAAAACGCUGGAUCAUGAUCGGUGAUCAUCACCAGCUACCGCCAGUUGUGAAGAACAUGGCCUUCCAGAAGUACUGCAACAUGGAACAGAGUCUGUUCACUAGAAUGGUGAGACUCGGAGUCCCGUACGUUGAAUUGGACGCUCAAGGACGUGCUAGACCCAGUAUUUGCAACCUGUACCGCUGGAGGUACCGUAAUCUCGGCGAUUUGGCUCACGUCUGUCGCCUGCCUGAAUACCGUGCAGCUAACGCAGGCAUGCGAUAUGACUUCCAACUAAUUAACGUCGACGAUUUCAACGGCGCAGGGGAAACCGAACCUAGCCCGUAUUUCUAUCAGAAUUUAGCAGAAGCAGAGUACGUGGUCGCGGUUUUCAUGUACAUGAGACUUAUCGGAUGGCCCGCGGAGAAAAUCUCCAUACUUACGACCUACAACGGACAGAAACAUCUCAUUCGAGAUGUCAUCAACAAGCGUUGUGCCGACAACCCUCUGAUCGGACGGCCGCAUAAAGUGACCACAGUGGACAAAUACCAAGGUCAACAGAACGACAUCGCUCUGAUAUCGCUCGUGAGGACGAAGGCAGUGGGCCACGUAAGAGAUCUGCGACGUCUUAUCGUCGCUGCUUCGAGAGCUCGCCUCGGACUCUAUAUCUUCGCCAGAGCCAAUCUCUUCCGGAACUGCUUUGAACUGCAACCUACGUUCAACCAGCUGGUGGAGCGCUCGCUGGAGCUGGAGCUGGUGCCGGGCGAGCGCUGGCCGGCGCAGCGCGGCGCGGGCGCGCCCGUGCCCGCCGAGCUGCGCCUGCGCGUGCGCGACAUGCCGCACAUGGCGCGCUUCGUGUACGACCUGUACCUCGACCUCGUGCGCCGCCCCGACCAGAGCCAGCCAUCGUGGAGCGCGCCGGGCACCGUGGAGCAGAGCGAGCCGCAGGGCUUCGUGCCGGCGCACCCGGGGGCGGAGGACUACGACGACCUGCCCGCGACCUUCCAGCCCACAGACAUCGUCAACGAGGUCGAGGAGCCCAACUCGUAACUCAAUACUGAGGAUACAUGUAGCUGGGCCAUAAUAGAAUAAGAGUAAUAAUUAAAUAAAUAAAAAAUGAUUUCUC
Messenger RNA from Melitaea cinxia (Glanville fritillary), 4442 nucleotides. Its product is annotated as RNA helicase aquarius. Lineage: Eukaryota; Metazoa; Arthropoda; Insecta; Lepidoptera; Nymphalidae. Gene Ontology annotation, biological process: mRNA splicing, via spliceosome. Bases 89 to 4366 code for a protein of 1425 amino acids. Gene Ontology annotation, molecular function: mRNA binding; helicase activity. The transcript is spliced from 27 exons. The record is from RefSeq and is a predicted model, not a curated record. Gene Ontology annotation, cellular component: catalytic step 2 spliceosome.